AUGAAGUUCUCUUUCGUCGUGUUUGCCAGCGUCGUCACCUGUGCUUUGGCCACGGAUCCAUCCCCAAGUUCUAGCUCUCAUAUUGCGUCUUCGAACUCUCGAAUCAAUUCUGCGAACGUGGGGACACCGAAUUCAGAGGGUGAACAUGAUGGGUACUUUUAUCAUUGGUGGUCGGAUACGGGCGCUACGGCGAACUACACCAACGAGGCUGGGGGACGGUAUACCAUUGAUUGGUGGGUCAAUGGGGCGUUCUUAGGAGGGAAGGGGUGGAAACCGGGUAGCCCUGAUAGAGCGUUCAACUAUACUGGAACAUACGAGCCCAGCGGACACAGCCUCGUCACCUUCACAGGAUGGACGCGCAACCCCUUGGUGCAAUACUACAUCGUCGAGUCGUUUGGAGUCCUCAACCCCGCAUCGCACGCGCUCCGGAGGGGCGAAGUGACGUGUAACGGCGCUAGAUACGAUGUAUCGCACACGUGGCGGUAUAACCAACCGUCUAUCGACGGGGAGGUGACGACGUUCCAGCAGUUUUGGGCUGUGAGGAUACCGAGGAGGGUACCUGGUGAGAUGAGGGGAAGGAUUGAGUUUGGGUGUUUUGGGGAGGCGUGGAGGAGUUUGGGGAUGGAGAUGGGAGAGCAGGUGUGGCAGAUUAUGGCGGUUGAGGGGCAUUUUAGUCGGGGGCGGGCGAGUUUUGAGGUUGUGUAA
This is a messenger RNA of Coprinopsis cinerea okayama7#130, 705 nucleotides long. RefSeq names its product xylanase. Bases 1 to 705 code for a protein of 234 amino acids. The transcript is spliced from 2 exons. Gene Ontology annotation, molecular function: hydrolase activity, hydrolyzing O-glycosyl compounds. NCBI's taxonomy places the organism in Eukaryota, Fungi, Basidiomycota, Agaricomycetes, Agaricales, Psathyrellaceae. The record is from RefSeq and is a predicted model, not a curated record. Gene Ontology annotation, biological process: xylan catabolic process.